Molecule: messenger RNA, 1911 nt
Organism: Colletotrichum phormii
Lineage: Eukaryota; Fungi; Ascomycota; Sordariomycetes; Glomerellales; Glomerellaceae
Product: tRNA synthetase class II
Exons: 4
Coding region: 1-1911 (636 amino acids)
Biological process (GO): aspartyl-tRNA aminoacylation
Cellular component (GO): cytoplasm
Molecular function (GO): ATP binding; aspartate-tRNA ligase activity
Source: RefSeq, a predicted model, not a curated record
AUGUCCUCCCCCGAGUCAUGGAGUAAACCGGGCUCCUCGAUCAUCGUGAGCGGACACAUCGGCCGAACGAGAAAGGUCGGCAAGAACCUGGCAUUCGCCCACCUGGAGCGCAACGGAGAACGAAUCGGUCAGAUCUGCGCCAAGGGCGACAAUGCUGCUACACUAGCAAAGAUUCGCCCCUUCAGCGCCGUGUUGGCGAAGGGCGUAACGACAGACGCAUCAGGCGCGACACGAUUCGAGAUUGACAUGGACUCGAUACAAUACCUCAACCCGUUCCCCAAGGACAUCAUCGUCGGCCCGGAUACCGUAUUUCCGCCAGAGCAGCGCCAUCUUCAGCUGCGCUUCCACAAGGAGCUGAAGGAGAGGCUGCGCUUCCGUGCGCAGCUCAAGUCGUCCAUGGGGCAGGCGAUGGUGGACAGGGAGUUUAUGGACGUCGAGACGCCCAUCCUCUUCAAGUCUACCUCAGAAGGCGCAAGAGAGUUCAUUGUGCCAACGCGGCGGCCAAGAUAUGCUUAUGCGUUGCCGCAGAGCCCACAGCAGUAUAAGCAGGUUCUUAUGGCCUCUGGCAUGGGCGGUUACUACCAGUUCGCGCGGUGCUUCCGUGAUGAAGAUCAUCGCGCAGACCGUCAACCCGAGUUCACACAGUUGGAUAUGGAAAAGUCCUUUGCUACAGGCAAGACCAUCAUGGAGGACGUGGAGUACGUCGUCGGCCGUGCUUGGGAUGUUGUAAGAGAACAAUACGUCAUGGAAGUGGGAGAAGACUCAUUCGCGCCAGUCAGGAAAGCAUCACUGGAGGACUGGGAACAAAGCGUGCAGGACAGCACGAAAGAUGACGCGAAAGCACCACUCUACCAAGAGUACCCUGCCAUCUCUACGCCUUUCCUGAGAAUGAAGUACACCGACUGCAUGGACCUGUACGGGUCUGACAAGCCGGAUCUGCGCAUUCCCAACAGGAUAUGUCGCGUUGACGAAAGCCUCAACAAGGGCUUCGUCAGCAUGAUCACCGAUCUCGACACACCAAUCGUCGAAGUCUGGAAGAUCAGCCCACACGAAGAUGCCGACAGGCGGGACGUGUGGAAGUUCGUGACCGAGUUCAUGGAGAACCUUCCCAAAAGCCUAUCACAAAACCCAGACGGCGCUCCCACAGCCCUGAUGUUUGACAGCAGUAAGCCGCUCAACGGCUUCUCCGCCCUCGGACCCGAAGGUCUAGACAGCAUCCUGGGAUCUCUCCCCGAGGAAGCCGGCUUUUCGUCGCUCGAGAACGGAGACAUUGUCCUGUUCCAGGCGCGCAAGAACCAACCCCAGCAAGGAGGCUCGACAAAGCUCGGCGAGGCGAGAAUCGCACUCUACCACGCCGCCGUGGAGGCCGGCCUCCUAGACAGGGACGACACCUUCAAAUUCCUCUGGGUGACCGACUUCCCCAUGUUCACCCCGGAAGAGGAAGGCGACGUCGGACAGGGCGGCGCGUCGGGCUUCUCGGCCACCCACCACCCCUUCACGUCCCCCCAUUCCGAGGAGGACUUUGAGCUCCUCUUCAAGGACCCGCUCCGGGCCAAGGCCGACCACUACGAUCUCGUUCUCAACGGCGUGGAGCUCGGCGGCGGCAGCCGACGUAUCCACAUUGCCGAGAUCCAAGAGUUCAUCUUCCGCGACAUUCUCAAGAUGAGCCAGGACAAGAUUAAGGAGUUCUCGCACCUGCUCAAGGCGCUGCGGGCGGGGUGUCCGCCGCACGCGGGCUUCGCUAUCGGCUUUGACCGCUUCGUGGCCGUCCUGAGCGGCUCGUCUUCCGUCAGGGACGUUAUUGCGUUCCCGAAGAAUAAUAAUGGCGUGGACGAGUUUGCUGGCGGGCCGGGCAAGAUGACGAAGGAGCAGCUCUUGACGUACAACCUGCAGUUCCGGAAGAAGGAAUGA